Messenger RNA from Zalophus californianus (California sea lion), 540 nucleotides. RefSeq names its product ubiquitin-conjugating enzyme E2 C-like. Bases 1 to 540 code for a protein of 179 amino acids. Lineage: Eukaryota; Metazoa; Chordata; Mammalia; Carnivora; Otariidae. The record is from RefSeq and is a predicted model, not a curated record. The transcript has a single exon.
AUGGCCUUGCAGAACCGCGACCCAGCUGCCGCCAGGGUCGCCGCCGCCUGCAAAGGAACCAAGCCCAGCGGGGGCGCCGCCCGGGGCGCCGUGGGCAACAGGCUACAGCAGGAGCCGAUGACCCUCAUGAUGUCUGGUGACAAAGGCAUCUUUGCCUUCCCUGAAUCCGAUAACCUUUUCAAAUGGGUGGGGACCAUCCAUGGGGCAGCAGGCACAGUUUAUGAAGACCUGAGGUAUAAGCUCUCGCUGGAGUUCCCCAGUGGCUACCCUUACAACGCGCCCACGGUGAAGUUCCUCACACCCUGCUACCACCCCAACAUGGACACCCAGGGAAACAUCUGCCUGGACAUCCUGAAGGACAAGUGGUCUGCCCUGUAUGAUGUCAGGACCAUCCUGCUGUCCAUCCAGGGCCUGCUAGGAGAACCAAACAUUGAUAGUCCUUUGAACAUGUAUGCUGCCGAGCUCUGGAAAAACCCCACAGCCUUUAAGAAGUAUCUGCAAGAAACCUACUCGAAGCAGGUCUCCAGCCAAGAUCCCUGA